GAGAUGCUGGAAGGAAUCGCAAACUCUUUAGUUACACAUACAAUAUAUUCUGUACACUAGACUAAAAUACUGUACAGUAUGUCAGACUAGAUUACUAGAGAUAAACCUUAAGAUGAUUAGAUGAGUUAAAGAUUGAAAACAACGCAUUGUGAAAAUGCAUUAAAUGCCUGCCUAUUUUUCAAGGAUCUUUUGAGUGUCUUUAAAACAUCUAGGCACCGAAGACAAAUGUUGUUUAAAUGAAAUUGCUAACAAUACGUCCAACUUCACUUUCCACUGGUAUUAAAGCCUAUAUCACUAGAUGAUAAAUGUACAAUACAGUAUGUCUGACUGUUGUAUUCGACACAUUGUAAAGACGUCUUUUUAAUGCAAUGGAUUUAUUAAGAUGUCAAAAAGCUAUCUUUCUUAGCCUAAUUGGAAAAUGACAGAUUAAUUGAAUCUUAGGAGUGCAUUUAUUGAGGGUGCUAGAAUAAAACGCGCACGUAGCAGAAAAAAAAAACAUAAAGGGAGACCUGGAAGGUGCAGUAAUCGUCUUACAGAAUGACAAAACUGGAGAUGCUGGACUCAGUACUACUACGCGCAGGAGUGAAACAGCUGUGGUUUGCAAAGGUGAGGAUAUGACUGGUCAAAGCCGAAAUCAAACGCGAAGUUGAAUUCACAUCACAGCUGUAGAUGGUUUCAGUGCUUGGAGUUCUCUUGAUUUCUUAACACGUCAGUGUGUUUUCCUACAGAUGUAUUGCCGAGAUACAAUAGACAAGGAUACGGACGUCUUACUGUUAUGUGGCAGAGCUUGAUUAAACUUAAAGGUGAAGAUGUAUUUGCCUGGAUGUAUUUUUGAAACUUCCGAACAUAAGGACUUAUAAAAUAAUAUUAUGGCAAAAAGGACCGAACAGAACAGAAGGUAAAGCAAGACAGAAGUAUUAUUUCGAAACUGAUAAAAUGCGCUGGUGCACGCGAAUGGCCGAAGAAGAUUAUUUUUGCAGAAUACAGUUUUGAAUAAAAGUACAGUAUAAGUAUAAUGACCUCAUAUGGAAGCUCUUUGCUGCGUUGUUUGAAAGGAAAUACUUUUAACUGUGACACGUAAACGAAACAACUUAAUAUGGAAUUGGUCCUCAAACACAAGAAGACACCGUGUUUUGUAUUCAUGCCCAUCUUUGGAAAUACAAAGUUUCUGCAGUUAUGCUGUUUUCAUUUGCCUUGCAAGUAGGUUCUUUGGAAAGUAUACAUUUAUAUUACGCUUUUCAGAGGCAUGUGUAAAGAACUAGUACAGGGUUACUUGGUAUACAAUAUUAUUUCAAUUCUAUGUACAGUAGUAAGACAGUUUCCGAAAUCAGUGACAUACAGACGAAGAAAUGGGCACCCAAAAUAUCUUUAACUUCAUUCGCAUUGUGUUAAAUCCUAAGUGAAAAAGAUGAAAUCAACAGAUUACGACUAUUUUACAUCGAUGUGACAAACUGUUGCAGUACUCGACAGAUAACGCAGCUGUCAGUUUUCUUGAGAAAGUACUCCCAAGUUUUAAUUCAGCCUGUUAUUCUUCCCUGUUGCUGGCCGUUGCACCAUUCAGAAAAUAUGGUGUCCUAAGGUUAUCUUUUAAUAUAUCGAUCCAAUAAAGAUGACUAUUAAAUGGAACGGUAUAUGCUUUAAGAGGAAUCCUUGAUCAGCAACAGAUAAGUUGUGGUGAAGACGAGCCAUCAUUAUUCUACUCCCCGAAAGGGGGAAGACUACGGCAGGUGUCUUAUAAAAGCAGCUACCUAAAGGUACCAACAUGCUAACUUUGGGAUGAGUGUCUACGCGAUGUGUUGAAACUGGACCCCCUGCCUUCUCCUUCUGGCUCCUCUUUUCCCAUCACACUCAGUCCCACUGCCCACAUGCAGGCCAAGAAGAGAUACCUGCUUGUGUCUCUAGGGGCCUGUAUUCUACUCCUUGCAUACCUUGGGGGAUUGCAAAUCGGAGAGUUCCAUCACCAGCACCAUCACCUCUAUAAAGCUUCCCACGGACAGAAUCAGCUACGGCAGCACUGGCCACAAUGGAUUAACCCUUUGAAUACAUACCUAGACAGAGAGGAGCAUGGUGAGGAUGGUCAUCAGCAGCAGGGAAAUCUCUCUCCACGAGAGAGACGGGAGGUUAGGAACAACAUCUAUAAAAGCACCAAGUGCAGGAUGGAGACGUGCUUUGACUUCAGCCUCUGCCAAAGUGGUUUCAAGGUGUAUGUCUAUCCUUUGCAGAAGGGAGAGAAGAUAUCGGAGAGCUACCAAAAGAUUCUGAUGGCCAUUGAGGAAUCCCGGUUUUACACCACAGACCCCCGCCAGGCUUGCCUGUUUGUCCUUAGCAUUGACACCCUCGAUAGGGAUCAGCUCUCAUUUCAAUACGUUCACAGUAUGAAGACCAAAAUCCAGGGCCUUCCAAUGUGGAACAAUGGGAAAAAUCACCUGAUUUUUAACCUCUAUUCCGGAACUUGGCCAGACUACACAGAAGAGUUGGGUUUUGAUAUUGGGCAGGCCAUUUUAGCAAAAGCCAGUAUUGAUGUGGAUAAUUUUAGACCCAACUUUGACAUUUCAAUCCCUUUGUUUUCAAAAGAUCACCCUCAGAAAGGAGGGGGGAAAGGUUAUUUGACAUUCAACAAUGUGCCCCCAUCAAGGAAAUAUUUAUUAGUUUUUAAAGGGAAAAGAUACCUGACUGGUAUUGGUUCAGAAACUAGAAAUGCUUUAUAUCAUAUUCACAAUGGGGAAGAUAUCAUUUUAUUAACUACUUGCAAGCAUGGGAAGGACUGGGAAAAGCAUAAGGAUGUAAGAUGUGACAGAGAUAAUGAAGAAUAUUCAAAGAUUGACUACCAAGAGUUACUGCACAAUUCCAGUUUCUGCUUGGUCCCCAGAGGGCGAAGGCUAGGCUCCUUUCGAUUUUUGGAAGCCCUUCAGGCGGCCUGUAUUCCAGUUUUACUCAGCAAUGGCUGGGAGCUGCCUUUUUCUGAGAUUAUAGACUGGAGCAAAGCAGCCAUCAUUGGAGAUGAGAGACUUUUACUACAGAUUCCAUCAAUAACUAGAUCCGUGGACCAUGACAAAAUAUUGGCACUCAGGCAGCAGACUCAGUUCCUUUGGGAUGCCUAUUUUUCUUCAGUUGCAAAAAUAGUAUUAACUACAUUAGAGAUAAUCCAAGAUCGAAUCUCUUCUCACAUAUCAAGAAAUAAAUUGAUGUGGAAUUCCCUGCCUGGUGGCCUGUACAUUUUACCACAGUUUUCUACAAGUUCAGCAGAGUUUCCAUUUUAUUAUUCAGUGCUGGGUAAAAGUCCAUCCCAAGAGUUCACAGCUGUAAUCCAGGCUGUAACCCCUCUUCAGUCACAGUCACAGCCUAUUGUCAAACUGAUCAUUGCUGUUGCCAAAUCCAAAUACUGCGCUCAGAUAAUAGUGUUGUGGAACUGUGACAAACCUUUACCUCUCAAGAACAAGUGGCCCUCCACCGCAGUGCCUAUCACAGUCAUCGAGGGAGAGAAAAAGACUAUGAGUGGUCGCUUUUUUCCCUAUGAUGUUAUCCUAACAGAUGCAGUCCUUAGUCUGGAUGAGGAUACUGUCUUGUCAACCAAUGAGGUUGAUUUUGCCUUCUUUGUCUGGCACAGCUUCCCAGAUCGAAUAGUGGGUUAUCCAGCCCGUAGUCAUUACUGGGAUGGCAGUAAAGGGCGUUGGGGCUACACUUCCAAAUGGACAAAUGAGUACUCUAUGGUACUCACUGGAGCUGCUUUUUAUCACAGGUACUAUCACUACUUGUACACUUACUACCUACCAGCAAGCCUUCUCAGCAUGGUGGAUCAGAUGGCCAACUGUGAAGACAUCCUAAUGAAUUUCCUGGUGUCAGCAGUCACCAAACUUCCACCAAUAAAAGUGACACAGAAAAAGCAGUAUAAGGAAACAAUGAUGCAGCAGGGCUCCAAGACGUCACGCUGGGCUGAUCCUGACCACUUUGCCCAGCGGCAGGCCUGCAUGAACUCCUUCAGCAGCUGGUUCGGGUUCAUGCCCUUGUUGCACUCACAAAUGAGACUGGAUCCUGUGCUGUUCAAGGACCAGGUGUCCAUCCUGAGAAAGAAGUACAGGGACAUUGAGAAGCUUUAGAAGGAGGGAAUGGAUUUGUUUUAAUGCUGGGAUACAAAUGAAAGAUCAGCCCAUUUUUUAGUAGAGUUUGAAAUGUUGCUUGGUUGCCUCAACUAUCAUGAUCUACUCUUACUUGACCUGUAUAUUAUAGAUUAUUACAAAUAUGCAACAACUGACCAUUUUCUAAUAAUUGUGGUCUGGGUACUGAUUAUCCAGGAAACAUUGUACAAUGUGUGGUACCUGUGAGUUGGAUUCCAAGGAAUUGUGGUAGAUUAAUCAUGAUCAUUAACAUUGAACAGAUUGCUGUGAUUAUCAGCCUCCUUUAAAGAAAAUCCAUUUGGAUAUAACUUGUUACAUCUUGAAGGCAAAAGAAAAGAUCUCGCCACUGAUGCCUUCAAAGCAUCCUUCCAUUUUCUUGCAGAAUUAUGGAGAAAAAACACAGAAGAAUGCAAUGGAAGAGUCGAUAAAACCUGGAAAAGAAGUACUUCAGCAUUGUAUCUGUUGCUUUUAUAUGGUUUCAUUACUGGGGCUUCCAAAUGAGAAAUCCAUUUUUGGCUGCUCUACUUUCCUUUAUGCUUUAUUGCCAAAAACAGUUCCUGAUAAACAUGUUAAGGUGGUGGGUACGUAGUUUUUCUGGCUCAAAACUGUGAUCACUAAUUGUUUCUCUGUGACUGAUGAGUCAGUGUUACAAAAAUAAGUUUCUAGGAUUAUGGGAAGAAUAUGAUACAAAUAACCUUUUUUGUUGUUUUUGUCUUUGUCCACAAUACAUUUACACAGUGUAGAACCUCCAAAACAAGGGUGAUAAUAUCUAAACUAAAUCUAUACAAGGGGUCAUACUUAACUGUAAAAUCUUGUAAAACUUUGCUGGACAUAAAAUUGUUGUUCUUUUAAAGUGAACAACAUUAAUUAUUACCUUAAAUUUAGUGGAAAUGUAUAAACAAAAGGUUUUUCAUCUGGCAUUUAGGAUCCACUUGUGCUUUGGGUUUGUUCCAUCUUCUCUCUUACUUAUUUAUGCUCAUCAAUUGAUAUUUGAACUGUUUUUUAUUAUUUUGUUUUAUUGGUUAUUGGUUUAUUAGUUUUGCAAUAUUCUGUUUUAUGUGUAUUUCUUACUUGUCAGAUAUUCCUCAACCUUUUAUAAAUAAAUGAUUGCACCCCAAUAAGCUAUCUAAACAUUUCUUGUUAAGUUACCAAUUGGUGAUGUCCUGACAAAUUCACUGUAUCAGAUACCUGAAUCAUAAAUGUUACUCAAUUGCACAUGCUCAGCAGAUUAAUUUCCAAAAACCUAAUUUUUGCCUAAUUUCUGAAGCAGUUAAAACCUAAAUGGUAGUAGUUACAGUAGUAACUGAAGACAAUUUACAAAAAAACAUGGGAGACAAGUCAGUGGGUCUCUUUUUUCAAUAUUUAAAUGGCCCUUUGUAUAUCCAAUACAUGUAUGUUGAUAUAUGUUUUAUCUGCGUUUUAAAUAAAAGAAAAAUAUUUCUUAUGUGAAGUCACAUAAUGCAUUCACAUACUGUAACUCAAUUCUGGAUACGCUGAACAGUAUGAACCUCCUGAAAUGUGAUUUUUAAGGAAAACAUAAUUGUUUUCAUUUUAUACUGUUUGGUGCCAUGGAAUACAAGUCAAACGAAUGAAACACCAGGAUAUCACAGUCAUAUUCUUCUUUCGCUCCACCUAUGUUUGUAGUUAGUACAUUAAGCAGUUUGCAUACAUUAAUUACAGAUGAUUACUCUGCAGUUAAUGACUAAAAGAUACAGUACACUAUUAAAAUGAUGGUGUCUAAGAACCGUGUAAGAAAGCAGUCUUUAUUGGGCUGAAACCUGGGAAAAAUCACAAGUGUGUUAAACUAAACAAAUAAUGAGCUCAAUUAAGUAAGAGCUCAGGUGGAACAACAUCCCUGGGACACUUUGAGGACUGGUGAUUGACAGACUUGAGCCAGGUAAUUUAGUAAGAUAAUAGCCAUGCUUGCUGACCGUCACAGUGUUUCUUGUGCAGUGUUUCUGAUUGCCCACCCCUCUCCUGAAUAACAGUUAAUGAAAGAGAUUUAUGUAAAAAAAAUAUUUUUGUUAAUCAGACUUUUAUGAAUUUCUUUGUAUUUUGAGAAAUUAGAGAUAUUCUGUUGUAAGUCAUCUGUUGAAGAGAAAGGCAUAGAAAACCAACAGUUAAAAGUUAGAGGCAGCAACUUGGGAGCCUUGCUUAUUUAGCGUUUGUGAUGAUGUAAAGGGAUUUCUGAAAAACAGCUCCUUGUUACAGUGACUUUCUCUGAACAUUAAAGGUUUGUCUUCACUUCACCAUGCUGAUGUUAUCAUGGUAUUGUCAGGUAGUUUUUAUUGCUUGUGCUUUAGACAUUACAGUAAUUGUACAAACUCCACACAACAAAGGAGACUCAUCUAGCAUUUCCUUUCCUCAAGAGAAUAAGAAAAAGUGAAUCACUUUAUUUCUUUCAAAAUCUUCUUCUGUACAUUUCAGUUAAGGUUAAUUAUUGAGGUUUUCAAGUACACCAAAUGUACUGUUUGACAAUUAAUACCUUUUAAGUCCUAAAAAAAGAGUUACACACUUUAUAGUAAAUAUACUGUGGACCAUUCUCAAUGUUUUGAGUGUACUCAAGAAACUUUAUUUUAAUUUUAUGUAACAGUAAAAAAAAUGUAUUUUUUAAUUAAUGUUUUACGUUCAGUUAAAACAUGUUUAUUAGGUAAUUUAAAAAUGUGACACCAAUUGACUAAAUGAGACAGGUAGUUUUAGACAGGAGUUAAAUCCACUGAUAACUACCCUGUUAUUCCACAACUUGUGAGAGUACAGUUAUCACUGUGAUCUUCCACAUACAGAAAAUGCAGAAAACAGAGAAAAUAAUUUUAAAGCCUUCUUAUUUCAAUACAAAACAAUACAAAACAUUAAACUUAAUUUUAUAUACACAUACAGUUGCUUCUGUGUUCUAUUCUGUGUUCUAUUAACAACCAUGCCUUUUUGUAUUGUUUUUUAAUUUUGAGACAAUGUGGUAAUGUCAUACUUAUGGA
Messenger RNA from Lepisosteus oculatus (spotted gar), 7087 nucleotides. RefSeq names its product exostosin-1-like. The record is from RefSeq and is a predicted model, not a curated record. NCBI's taxonomy places the organism in Eukaryota, Metazoa, Chordata, Actinopteri, Semionotiformes, Lepisosteidae. Gene Ontology annotation, cellular component: membrane. Gene Ontology annotation, molecular function: glycosyltransferase activity.